Messenger RNA from Hippoglossus stenolepis (Pacific halibut), 1552 nucleotides. Its product is annotated as dnaJ homolog subfamily B member 13. Gene Ontology annotation, cellular component: cytosol. Gene Ontology annotation, molecular function: protein-folding chaperone binding. The transcript is spliced from 8 exons. Bases 592 to 1530 code for a protein of 312 amino acids. Lineage: Eukaryota; Metazoa; Chordata; Actinopteri; Pleuronectiformes; Pleuronectidae. The record is from RefSeq and is a predicted model, not a curated record.
GAGAAAUGUUGGGACAAUCAUAGUCACAUAUAUGAACCUGAUGCAGGGCUGUGUUGCAAGACACCCCCAGAGACUGAGGCUUCUAAAACCACAUGUUCACUGCAUGUAGAUUUGUGUGUCAUUUUAAUAAUUGCUCAUUUUAAUAGGAACUAGUGACCCUAAGGUAAAAUAUCCCCCAGGUAAUGUCCUGCAUCAUUACAUAAUCUUGUGGCCCUGACUUAUGUGGAGGGUGAAACGAUGACAAUAAAAUGUUGUUAUAAACUAUGCGCAGAGACAUAAACACACACGGUAAAUUAUAUUAUUGUUCACAGGAAUCCACAAAUAGUUCUGUACAGAUGACUCACAAGCUGGUAAAUACAUACAACUAAAUAAUAACAUUGACCUCCCACUGUGACCAUAAGACACAUCAUUAUUAUUUUAUUCUACUAUUCUCGAACACGAUUUUAAUAUUUUGUUUCGUCUUUCGCCUCGAAGUAUCGCGAGACUUCUCGAGCAGCUGUUGCCCUGGAAACCAACAUCAACAACCGCUGCUCCAUGAGUUAAAGUCGCUUUGAGUCCUGCAGUUAGUUUUUUUUAACAUUUACUUCCACCAUGGCUGACGACUACUACAAAACACUGGAGAUAAACAGAAAUGCGACAGACGCGGAUAUCAAAAAGGCAUAUCGACGUCUCGCGUUGAAGUUUCACCCAAAGAGCAGCAAAGAAGCAGGAAGCACAGACAGGUUCAGUCAGCUGGGUGAAGCCUACGAAGUUCUCAGCGACCCUCGGAAAAAGGCAACCUAUGACAAGUUUGGUGAGGAGGGACUAAAGGGUGGGAUUCCACCUGAGUUUGGCAGAGGUGGUGCCUGGUCCUCUAAAUAUGCCUACCACGGGAAUCCAGAAAAAACAUUUAAACAGUUCUUCGGAGGUGACAACCCAUUUGCAGACUUCUAUACAAAUGAUGUACCACUUAGCUUUGGUGGCCUGCAACCAGUGGUGGUGAAGACACAAGACCCCCCAAUAGAGAGAGACCUUCAUUUGUCCCUGGAUGAUCUGUUCCAUGGGUGCACAAAAAAGAUUAAGAUAUCUCGCAGGGUUAUGAAUGAGGGUGGAUACACAUCCAGUAUCAAAGACAAGAUCCUCUCUAUAGAUGUAAAUCCUGGAUGGAAAGAAGGCACAAGAAUUGUUUUCUCCAAAGAGGGAGAUCAGGGACCCAACAGCAUCCCUGCAGAUAUUGUGUUCAUAGUGCGGCAGAAGAGUCAUCCUCUGUUUGAAAGACAAGAUGAUGACCUGAUCUACAAGACCCAAAUCUCUCUGGAGAUGGCCUUGACUGGCUUCUCUGUGAAUGUGCAGACAAUAGAUGGAAGGCUACUCAAUAUUCCCAUCAACGACAUUGUGCACCCUACAUACAGAAAAGUGGUGCCUGGAGAGGGAAUGCCGCUGUUCCAGGAUCCUUCACAGAGAGGAGACCUCAUUAUUCAUUUCGACAUCCAGUUCCCCGAGAAGCUCUCCCCUGACGGAAAGCAUCUGAUCAAAAAAGCUUUGAAAUAAAUAUCGAUCACAUUUGAAUACA